AUGGCGUCCGCACGCGCGCAGAGCUCGACGCCCGUGCCAACCACCGAGAAGGCCGACCCGGGUGUUGAUGGCGCUGCCUCGACCGUCACUGAGGCCGAGCACAAGGCCAUGACAGACGUACUAACCAACAUCUACAACUACAGGAACGAUGAUGGCUACGACCCCACCAAGCUCUUCCAGCGCAAGGUUAAUAAGCGUGCGGUGCCCGACUACUACGACAUCAUCAAGGAGCCUAUGGCACUCAGCACCAUCAAGGGCCGUGUCGCAGCGAAGGACUACAAGAGCUUUUCUGAGUUCGUGCGCGACCUUGCCCUCAUUCCACACAACGCCCAAGUCUACAACAGACAAGACUCGCAGGCCUACGUCGACGCCUUAGACCUGAAGAAGGUCGUCUUGUCCGAGUUGAAGCGUUUGGUGACAGAAGGCACCGUCACCGAGACAGUGGCUGCGCUGCCGUAUCUUGGCGAGAUCCCUGAGCAGGACCCUCUCCUGCCUGAGGAAGAGGAGGAGGAAGACGACGAAGACGAUGAGGAGGAGCUUGAAGUCGAUGAAGAGGACGACGACGAAGACGAUGGCGAGGGCAAGCGGAAGAGAAGGCGGGGCCCGCGCUCUACAGCAGCCAUUGCUAAGCGUGAGGGCGGCGCACGAGUGAGGGAAGAGCGAGAGAAGAACGACGACCCCGAGUCGAGGAAGAAGCGCGGGCGCCCACCGCGGGUCGACACGCCCAUGGAAGCGCGCAUCAAGGCCAUCAUGAAGGCGAUCCGUAAACCCAGGAACCAGGCGAACAAGCUCAUGGUCAGCGCAUUCGAGCGCGUGCCGGACAAGGCUGUUAUGCCCGAGUACCACGCCGAGAUUCGCACUCCCAUGGCCAUGGACAUUCUGAAGCGCAAGCUCAAGCGCAAGAAGUACAACUCGGUCGAUCACUUCAUGGUCGACGUCGAGCUCAUGUUCGAGAACGCCAAGCAAUACAACGAGGAAGAAAGCCAGAUCUACAAGGACGCCGUGCACCUCCAGAAGGAGUCGCGCAAGGUGGCCAAGACGGAGAAGGAGAAGCCAGACACCGAUUUCGUCAUGGAGGAAGGCCGCAUCCCCAUGCCCAACGGUAUCCUGCACAACGGCGAGCUCUGGAAGGUUGGCGACUGGGUGCACAUUCAGAACACAAACGACCUCACAAAACCCAUCGUUGCGCAGAUCUACCGGACAUGGCAGGAUUCUGAAGGCGGCAAGUGGGUCAAUGCCUGCUGGUACUACAGGCCUGAGCAGACCGUCCAUCGAUUCGACCGUCACUUCUUCGAGAACGAGGUCGUCAAGACCGGCCAAUACCGCGACCACCGUAUCGACGAGGUCGUGGACCGAUGCUUCGUCAUGUUCAUCACAAGAUACAACAAGGGCCGUCCCCGCGACUUUCCCGCUGACAAGGAGAUCUAUGUUUGCGAAGCACGCUACAACGAGGAGAACCACAAGCUGAACAAGAUCAAGACGUGGGCGAGCUGUCUUCCAGACGAAGUGCGUGACAAGGACUAUGUCAUGGACCUGUUUGAUUCGCAGAAGAAGCUCAAGAAGGUGCCGAGUCCUAUUGCAUACCUGCUCAAGGAUGACCAGAAGGAGACGGACGACUUGCCAAAGCCGGAGUGGGGCGCGGAGAAUGCUCCCCCCAAAAUUGGCGCUGUCCACCGUCGUCCGCGCGAUCCCAAAGACUCACCACCACCAGAACCAACACCGCCUCCCCCGCCAACACCACCCCCAGCGCCCGUGAUGCCGACCCCAAGUCUACCUCGAGCGGACUCCAGUUACGCCGUCGCUCCAUCGUCAUCUUACCCCCUCGCCCAAGCACCAGUGCCUACACCAAUGGCUGCUCCCACACCUCAGCACCAUCACAUGUCUGCCUACACACCCACACAUACCGGGCACUACCACGCCUCCCAGUCGCCCGCACCACACGUCCACCAACAAGCGCCCCAAGCGCCGCCCUACCAACCCAUCACACCGCACGUCCCAUUCACGCCACAGCCCGCAGCGCCGAUGCAGCAGUACCAGACUCCCCGGCCCGCGCCAGGCUACCAACAGCCGUACACCCAACCACCGCCUGGCUACAAGGCCCCACUCCCGGUUGAGGUGUACAUCUUGAACGACCACGCGAAUGCAAGCAUACCGCAGGAUAUCCGUGAGCAGUUCCAAACGGACGAGAAGGGCCGCGUGUUGUUCUUCACAGCGCCGCCUCUUAACGUCUCGCAGCCUCUGACCAAGGACGGGCGAACACUUGGCCACUCUGCCGCCUACCUGGCAGCCCGGGCACGGCGCGAGAAAGCCCGGGCUGAAAAGCGCAGUGCCGAAGCCGCGAGCCUAACAGAGCAGGAGUCCGCAACCAAGAAAGCAAAGCACGAUGAAGAUAACAAGCUGGCGCAAGCCGUCUCGGAUCUCGGCAUCAAGGCCAUCAAGGCGCUCGAGGCCCAGCUCGCUUCUUCCACCAAGACCGAGCUGCAGGCUCUCUUCGACGCCCAGGCAGAGCAGCAGAUUGAGAGGGUUGUCGACGAUUUGCUGGAUCGGCAGGCCCGCGCUCUGGCGACGAAUACGGAGCGCGAGUUGCAUGUCCAGCAGUGGGAGGAGGAUAAGCGGACCAGCGUCACGGGCAUGACGGCGCGUCUGGAGGAGAAGAUCUGA
Boeremia exigua is the source of this 2661-nucleotide messenger RNA. RefSeq names its product chromatin structure-remodeling complex protein-like protein rsc1. The transcript has 2 exons. Gene Ontology annotation, molecular function: chromatin binding; protein binding. Gene Ontology annotation, cellular component: RSC-type complex. Bases 1 to 2661 code for a protein of 886 amino acids. Lineage: Eukaryota; Fungi; Ascomycota; Dothideomycetes; Pleosporales; Didymellaceae. The record is from RefSeq and is a predicted model, not a curated record. Gene Ontology annotation, biological process: chromatin remodeling.